AUGGAUUGUGAGACACCAUGUUCAUUCAGGUUUGCUGAUAAGAUUAUAGAGUCUACACCGGCAAAGCUGGCUGGUAUAUUUUGCAUGCAGAGGAUUGGAAGCAGAAAGGGUCAGAAGCUGUUAAAGUACUAUUGUCCUAGUGAUUUGACUGACAAUGUUUUAUACAGCAAAUACUUCACCGAUAUCAAAUCUACAAAGCAUCAGACGACGGUGACUAAGACAAACAUUUUAGAGAAGAUAAAACAACUUAUGGCAAAAAGGAGAAAAAGUGGGAAAAGAAAGAAAGUUGAUGAAAAGGAUCUAGUUUGCCUGAUAGGUCUUUAUCUUUGCUGUGUAUUGUUUUUUGGCGACAAAAAUGCCAAUGGAGUGAACGCGAAAUAUCUUAGUAUCGUUGAAACUUAUGAUACGGUGCUCAAGGUGUCGUGGCCUGAUUUAAUACACGAGCACUUGUUUGAAGAGAUUCAUACUAAUCUUAGUUGUUUGUCAAAUGUGAAGGCUUGUGUGCAAUACCUACUGUUAUUGUUUGCUGAACACACGCCAGCAGGAUUAAUCCCGAAAGUUGAGAACCACGAGGAAGAUAUCCCGAGGGUUGGGAGAUGGGAUAUAUACCAGAUUUCUGAUUACAUUUGGAAAACAGACAUGACACAGUUUUCGCCAACUCCUAGCUUUGUGGCUGAGUUUUCACAGCUUGAGAAGCAGCUGGGUAUAUCAACCGUGGUACCCAGCAAGGACGACCUGCAAAGUUGGCUGAAAGCGCAAACUAUUGAGAAUAGCCAUCUGAAAGAGCAACUGCAAGAAAAGCAAGCAAUGCUUAAAGCAGUGUAUGCAAUUGCAAGAGAAGGGAUAUCAGAAGGGGACCUUUCAGGAACAGCGGAAUUCAAGGUUCACAAAUUUAGUUGCCAAAUUAUCCAAGCAAUGGGUAUUGAUCCUUACAAAGUGACCCAGGAAGAGUUUAUGCAACAUGAAGAUGAUGUACAUGGAGAUGGAAAGGGGCACAAAAGACCACUCAGGACAUAUAGUUCGAGUAUGAAGAGUGUGACAACUUGCAAGACUCCACCAAAGAAAAAGCCUGUCGCAAAGCAAAAGCCCACUCCUACAAAUAAUGUUGAUGAGGAGCAGAAGAAAGAUGUUGAAGAGACACCUGUUACGGAUGAGGCACAGAAGAAAGCUGCAGAUGGUGGAGUUGUGGAUGGGGCAGGUGAUGAUGUAGCUGCAAAAGUCAAUGAGGAUACACCUGGAACUUUUGAUGACAGUUCUGCUUCAACACAGUUUGAGGACUCCAUGGUGAUAACUGCUACAACACCGCAAACACAGCCUGACAAUGCUCAGACCUACAGUUUGGUCCAACUAGGAGCUAACCCUGAUGAUAUGACGAAUGUUGAAGUGAGUGAAAUGAUAGAUGAGAUCGUCAGCAACAUUAACAAAACUGAACAUGGACCCGCAGUGACGGAGAAUGCAGAACCUACCUCAACUGGUAACCACUCUUCCGUUCUAUGUUUUGUUUGUAAUGGAAGUCUACAACGCAGGAAAACGUUUUUAGCCUUGGAUUAG
This is a messenger RNA of Papaver somniferum (opium poppy), 1551 nucleotides long. RefSeq lists its product as uncharacterized. The transcript has 5 exons. Lineage: Eukaryota; Viridiplantae; Streptophyta; Magnoliopsida; Ranunculales; Papaveraceae. The coding region runs from base 1 to 1551 and encodes 516 amino acids. The record is from RefSeq and is a predicted model, not a curated record.